AUGCGUUUCGCUCAAUCCGCCGUCUGCCUGCUGGGCUUCGUCACUGCGACCAUGGCCUCCGUGCUGCCCCGCGCGUUGCCCACCCCGGUCAGCGCUGCGACGGCGAGGAGUUACUUGGCUUCAUUGAGGGUGGAAGUCGAGUCGAACUCUCCGGCUUACAACCGUGACCUGUUCAACCACUGGAUCACGAUCUCUGGCCAGUGCAACACGCGCGAGACCGUCUUGAAGAGAGACGGGACGAACGUUGUCCAAGCCAGCAACUGUGCAGCAACCUCGGGCAACUGGGUCUCUCCGUACGACAACAGAGCAACCACCCUUGCUAGCGACCUUGACAUCGACCACCUUGUCCCGCUCAAGGAAGCUUGGGUCUCCGGUGCACGCACCUGGACCAACGCCCAGCGCGAGGCGUUCGCGAAUGACUUGACGAGGCCACAGCUCAUCGCUGUCACUGAUACCCUCAACCAGUCCAAGGGUGACAAAGACCCUGCCGAGUGGAUGCCCCCUCUCACCAGCUACCGUUGCACCUACGCCCGCGCAUGGGUGCACGUCAAGUACUACUGGAACCUCUCGGUCGACUCGGCCGAGAAGAGCGCCCUCACGAGCUACCUCGCGAGCUGCUAA
This is a messenger RNA of Cyclocybe aegerita, 621 nucleotides long. The record is from the annotation of a GenBank genome assembly. Lineage: Eukaryota; Fungi; Basidiomycota; Agaricomycetes; Agaricales; Hemipholiotaceae.